AUGGCGUCGAGCGAGUUCGCGGAAGCCAUCCGCGUCUUCAUCCUGGAGAAGAAGUCAGACCAAGACCGCGAGAGCGCCUUCUAUCGCGAAGUCCUCACGGGCAUCCGUCCCGACCGGCUCGUGUCGACCUCUCACGACGACGCCCAGGCCGAGGCGGAGCGUCUCCGCGCCUACGUUGUCGCCCUGGAUCAGGAACACGGCCAGCGCAGCAAGUUGCGUGGCUUCGCCCAGCGCCUCAGUCGCGUCGUGUCCGGCCUCGUCCAGUUCACCGGCGCCUGCGAUGUUCUCGUCCAGGCAGGGCCCGCGGCGGCACAGCUAGUUUACGGAGGGACUCGCCUCCUCCUGCAGCUCGCAGUGAAAGUGACCGAGUGCUACGAGAAUAUCGUGGCCAUCUUGGAAGACAUCAACGACUACGUGGACUGUUUCGCCGUGUUUGCCGCGGCACACCAGGGCUCUCGGCUGGUUCGGAAACAUCUGGUGGCCUCGUACAAGGCCAUCAUCGACUUCUGGCUGCAGGCCUCCCAACUCCUCUCCAAACCAUCCAUCAGAACUCUGUUCUCGCGAACGAGGACUCAACUUAGCAGGCAAUGGACCAAGUAUCGAGACGUCCUGCAGGAUGGGGAUCGACAAGUUCGGAAAGCCUCGCAAACCGCCCAGCUUGCCAGACAGGUCCAGAACGACGCGGAAGCAUCACAAGAAGCGGACCGCAAAGCUAUGCGGCAAGUCAUCGAGUGGAUCAAGGGCAAAGAGAGCGAUGAUGCGCUUGACUUUCGUAGCAAAUGCCGGAAGACUGCCGGAAAACGCCAUAGCAACAGCUGCCAAUGGUUCACCCAGCACCCAACGUUCGAAUCAUGGCUGGCAGCUACGAGGGGCUGGCCGUUGUGGCUCCACGCAUUUCCUGGAACCGGAAAGUCGGUUCUAGCAGCUCAUGUAGCUCAGCAGUUGGAAGAACAGACAUGGCGCACCCAUGUGGAUCAACAAUGGAAAGUAGCCUACUACGCCUUCUCUUUCGACGAUGCUUCGAGGAAAAUGACUCUCACGGCACUGAGGUCCAUUGCCAUACAGAUCCUGACUACUUUUUCCACGGUGCCAGAAAGUGUUGACCAACUACACCACGAAGAUACUUCCAAGGGAUGGCAGCAUUUGACCGAGCUGGACACUGCGGUCGACGUCGUCAAUGCAUUGAUCAAGCGAGUCCCACGCAUGCACAUUGUCAUUGAUGGGCUUGAUGAGUGUGGUGAUCGAGUUGACCUUCUGAAAAUUCUUCCAGGUCUGCUCAAGCAGCCGCCCCUAGGCGUUGUCAAAUGGUUUUUGACGAGCAGGGGCGAGAGAGAUUUCACGGACUUCAUUCGUACCAAUGAUUUGUGUGCUAUCAGUGCUCCACCGGAAAACUUCAAACACGACGUCCAUGAUUACAUGACGGAGGGGCUUCGCAAAUACGCGGGGCUCUGCUGCGACGACGAGAUUGACAUGUGGGUGACAAGGUCUGAGGGAAAUUUCCUGUGGGCAUACCACCUGCUGCGCUCUCUGCAGACGGACAGUCAUCUUACAUGUCAAGCCGACGUUAUCAGAGCACUCCGAACUUUUCCAGCCGAUCUCAGGGGCUACUACGAGCGCAGCAUCAGAUUGCUUGUAAGCAACAGAUCCAAUGAACAGCAGCGACUUGCAAGAAGAACGUUCAUGCUUGUAGCUGGCGCUGUCCAGCCAUUGCGUCUGUCUGAGAUUUCUCACGCACUCGCUUGCACAGAAGCACAUGGGUUUAGGAAAGAUGAAAUUCCAAAGCCAGGAUCCAUCGAGACGCUGUGUUCUGGGCUGGUCACGUUCGAGCGCGAGGCAAACACGAAACGGGAUGAUCCAAUACUGACAUUCAGUCACAAAUCAGUGCGCGACUUCUUUGUUGACGAUACUCUAAAAGCGACUGCUUCAGGCGCCGUCGCCAGCUUCUUUACGACGGUCCAAGACGCUUGUUGUGAAUUGGGCCUUGCAUGCCUCCGAUAUCUUUCCUGUGCAUCGUACGGAAAGCCUUACGAUGUGAUCCGCUUCCUCGAAUCGGACGAGCACGCAUUCUUGCAGCACUCGUCAGCAUUCUGGCAUCUCUAUCUCAGCCAAACAGAGCCCUCGCCUUCUACUCGUGCUUCAGUCUUGCGGUUUCUUCAGAGUCCAUGCUUCUGGAGCUGUAUUGCUGCUCAGACGUACACUGUACCGCACUUAUUUGCUCGAUACCACGAGACUAGAUCCGGUCGCUAUCGCCCCCAAACAUACGGUCGAGCUCGGCCUAACAAUGAACGAGAAUUGUAUUACGGAUCACCUCUGCCACUGUGGCUCGAUGAGCCUGGCCAUGGCGCCGAAGACCUUGUGCAGAGACUGCACACGUUCAUCGUGCAGUGGCACCCGAUCCUCAGCUCCCACCCAGCAGCUUUCCAGCAGGCUGUAAUGCACAACGAAUGGGAGGCCUGUGUUCCCGAAAGAGACGGCUUUCUGUCGGAUCGCGCGUCUGCCUCUUCGGUGGGCGAAGUACCAGGACCCGUGCCCGGCAAAGUGUCAGUGGCCUGUUUGAGCUUCGACAUAGAACUCGACUGCGUUCUGUACCAAGUCAUCGAGUACGAUGACGGGACUGGUGUUCGACAUGUGAAGAAAUUCUCGCAAAGCGUGCCUUGCGACAUGGUGAAGCCCGUUGGGACACUGUUAUCCAGCCAAGAUAUUUCCAGUGUUCAACAAGGCAACAUUGUCAUCUUCAAGGACUGCUUCACUCAUGACUCAUCCUGGAGGGUUCAUUGCGAUUCUUUGGCUGUGGAGAAAUCGAGUUCAUCUUCACAUAAGCUGACUGAGCUGCUCUACCCUCAAGCCACUGACGGAGGGUGGACGGUGCACGAAACUCCAUGUACCAUACAAGGGCAAGGCAUUUGUUAUUGUGGGCCCAAUGCUUUCUACUGCGUAUCUGACAAGCGACCUAUACGAAGUCACGGUCCGAGCAAUCGCAGCGGCACGAAUAGUGGGUCCGGAUCUGAUCAAUCUUCACCAUCCUCGGACUCUGACGAUAGUGCGAUUGAACUUGACCACGACCUUGGGCAUUCAUUGAACCGCUGCAUAAUCCUUGUGUCUCCAACAGCACCACCAAAAUGGAGCUUUUGGCAGUCAGAAAGGCGUCACGAAUUCAUGCAGCCUGCUUGCAGUCCGCAAGGCGCCAUAGCUGUAUGGAGUCCGCGGACUUAUGAAGCAAACUUCAUGAGAGUAGCUUCUGGCCAGGUAAUGUCGGCGGUACUUCCGGAACCUUCAAGCGCGGAGUUUGGCAAACAGACUGCUGUCUUCAAGUCCUUUCAUUUCUCACGAUCCGAGGACGUAAUCUACUAUCUCGUCUAUACUGUCGAUGCGGCGGGUUUUGACGUCCUGCAUCAGCGACUAUCCAUCUCUUCGCUAAGCCUGUCCUGGUCCAGCAACGGGAACCCUCAGCUCGACCGCAUCAGCUCGCAACGCGCCAUUGACACGGCAUCAAUUGGGCAUCUGCAGUCACCGUACAUUCUCACCGCAUGGACUUCUGAUUUCGUCUACGUGGCAAUGCCGCCGCUGACAUGCGAUCCAAAGCUCGUACGACUUCGACUGUCCAGUAUACUGCAAGAUGGCUCCGAGCCCGAAUUCGAGACACCUGUGGAGCCGAUCUACUUUCCCAGCAACACUCCACAGAGGCAUCCGAAGCUGUACGCAACGACUACUGCCGAAGGGCGGGAGAAGAUUGUCCUGACGUUAGACUCCUUCGGGGAAGUGGAACAGCCAGCUGUUGUCAUGAUGUGGACGUUCCACCUCGACUCGGACUGGCGAGCUUGGAACAAAGACACAGACACAGAGUCAGAAGAGUAUAAGCGUAAGGACGACGUUUACCAGCGGCUACGAGGCUCGUUCGUGGCAGCGAAUCAGAAAUUCUACGUACCGAUUCGGAGCGGCUUGGAUUGGAGAAAGAAGGCAUUCUUGUCGUGUGCGUAG
Molecule: messenger RNA, 3978 nt
Organism: Zasmidium cellare ATCC 36951
Lineage: Eukaryota; Fungi; Ascomycota; Dothideomycetes; Mycosphaerellales; Mycosphaerellaceae
Exons: 1
Coding region: 1-3978 (1325 amino acids)
Source: RefSeq, a predicted model, not a curated record